Oryza brachyantha (malo sina) is the source of this 2115-nucleotide messenger RNA. RefSeq names its product phosphoglucan phosphatase LSF1, chloroplastic. Gene Ontology annotation, biological process: starch catabolic process; dephosphorylation. NCBI's taxonomy places the organism in Eukaryota, Viridiplantae, Streptophyta, Magnoliopsida, Poales, Poaceae. The record is from RefSeq and is a predicted model, not a curated record. Gene Ontology annotation, cellular component: starch grain; chloroplast. The coding region runs from base 91 to 1866 and encodes 591 amino acids. Gene Ontology annotation, molecular function: carbohydrate phosphatase activity; protein tyrosine/serine/threonine phosphatase activity. The transcript is spliced from 10 exons.
CCCACCCCAUCCCUCUGAUCCCGUGCCGCCGCUUCCCUCCCCUCCUCUCUCCUCUCCUCCGAGAUCGCCGGCUCUCGCGGGCGCCGACCCAUGGCGCUCCACCACCUCCUUGCCGCCGCCCCGACCAUUGCGUGCGGUCGCCCUUGCCCUGCGCCCGCCGCCGCGCUGGCGGCGUUGCCUCUCCAGGCUUCGUGCUCGGGCGGGAGGGGGUGGAGCGGGAGGAGGAGGCGGCUCGGGGUCGCGGUGUUGGCCAUGGCGGCCGACGGGGAGAGGGGGCAGGGGCAGCACGAGGCGGGGAGGAUGAACCUCAACGAGUACAUGGUCGCCGUCGACCGCCCGCUCGGCCUCCGCUUCGCGCUCGCCGUCGACGGCCGCGUCUUCGUCCACUCGCUCAAGAGAGGGGGGAAUGCGGAGAAAUCACGGAUUAUCAUGGUCGGGGACACGCUAAAGAAGGCUGGCAGUCCUGAGGGUGUGGGUCUUGUUGACAUCAAAGACCUAGGUGACACGGAAAUGGUGUUGAAGGAAACAUCAGGGCCAUGCAAUCUUGUCCUGGAGAGGCCAUUUGCUCCUUUCCCGAUACAUCAGUUGCAUCAAAAUGAAGAUUAUCAUCUCCUAUUUAACAAGGGCAGGGUUCCUCUUGCUAGUUGGAAGAGUGCUCUGUUAUCAUCAAAGCUGAAUGAAUCAUCUGAGGGUAAUGGAAAUCCUGGAUUUGCCAUAUUUUCCCCAAGGCUGCUAAAUUCACAUGGAUGGGCAGUUUUGUCUAAUGAGCAAGACAGACUCAAUCAGCGCAGUACUAACCUUGCAAAUCGUAUAAGUGAGAUUGUUGGUUUGUACUCUGAUGAGGAUGAUGUAGAUACUGAAUGGGCACAUGGUAGCUUUCCUUUGGAGGAGUACAUUAAAGCACUGGACCGUGCUAAAGGUGAACUGUACUACAAUCAUUCACUUGGUAUGCAAUACAGCAAGAUUACAGAACAAAUAUUUGUUGGAUCAUGCCUACAAACAGAAAGAGAUGUGAAGAUGCUAUCAGAGACUGUGGGUAUCACCGCUGUUCUGAAUUUUCAAAGUGAAAGUGAGCGCACCAAUUGGGGAAUCGAUUCAGAGGCAAUCAACAAGUCAUGUCGCGAGAACAACAUACUGAUGGUCAACUACCCUAUACGAGAAGUUGAUUCCAUGGACCUGAGGAAGAAGCUUCCUUUCUGUGUUGGCCUUCUAUUGCGACUUAUAAGGAAGAACUACCGUAUAUACGUGACUUGUACCACUGGAUAUGAUAGAUCACCAGCAUGUGUGAUUGCAUAUCUACAUUGGGUGCAAGAUACACCUCUCCAUAUUGCUCACAAAUUCAUCACUGGUUUGCACUCCUGUAGACCUGACAGAGCUGCAAUUGUGUGGGCAACAUGGGAUCUCAUUGCACUAGUUGAAAAUGGGAGGCACGAUGGUACUCCCACACAUUCGGUAUGCUUUGUUUGGAACAGUGGUUGGGAGGGUGAGGAUGUGGAAUUGGUGGGGGAUUUUACAAGUAACUGGAAGGACAAAGUAAAGUGUAUCCAUAAGGGUGGGUCAAGAUAUGAAGCAGAAGUUCGACUUCGACAUGGGAAGUACUACUACAAAUUCAUAGCGGGGGGUCAGUGGAGGCACUCGACUUCAUUGCCAACAGAGACUGAUGAACGUGGGAACGUCAACAAUGUUAUCAGGGUUGGUGACAUAGCUCGUAUUCGGCCUGCUCCUAGCCAACUACAGAUAAGGGACCCAACUGUUGUGAAGGUCAUAGAGAGGGCACUAACUGAGGACGAGCGAUUCUCAUUGGCGUUCGCUGCGCGCCGCAUGGCAUUUGCAAUCUGCCCAAUCAGAUUGUCUCCCAAGCAAUGAACAUAUCAACCUCCCUACCAAGAUGAACCGCAGCUAAAAUCCAGUGCCUUCAAGAUGGAAACUGAGGCGCGGGGCCGGUAUAUUUGGCAACCCUUUAUUGUUACAUAGCAAAACUCAUGUAACAUUAGAACAUUUGGGUACCACAUGUCUACUCAAACCAAACUGCACAUUACUCGAUCAGCGGUUCAUCAGAGUGUACACAACUUCUGCAACAAUGUAACUCUAAAUAUGAACUGUAAUACGAAAUAA